UUUUCGUUUGUCCAAAUUAAAUAUGGCUUCAUUUUGUACUUUGGCAAUUGUACUUGUCUUCCUAAUAGGAAGCUCCUCAGCUCAACUCUCCACUGAUUAUUACUCUAAAUCUUGCCCUAAUCUUUUCACCACCGUAAAAACCGUCGUUCGUUCUGCUAUUCAAAACGAGGCUCGCAUGGGCGCCUCCCUCCUCCGUCUUUUCUUCCACGAUUGCUUCGUUAACGGAUGUGAUGGAUCAAUCCUCCUGGAUGACACAUCAUCAUUCACCGGGGAGAAGACGGCCCUUCCGAAUCGGAACUCUGUCAGGGGAUUUAACAUCGUCGACAAUAUUAAAUCAGCGGUGGAAAAGGUGUGCCCUAAUGUUGUCUCUUGCGCCGACAUCUUGGCCGUCGCUUCUCGCGACUCGGUUGUCAUCCUAGGAGGGCCUGAUUGGAAAGUAAAAUUGGGAAGAAGGGAUUCAAGAACAGCAAGCCUUGCUGCUGCAAACAACAGCAUUCCUCCACCUACUUCAAAUCUCAAUACCCUAAUUUCAAGUUUCAAUUCACUUGGUCUUUCAACCAAGGACUUAGUUGUCCUUUCAGGUUCUCACACAAUCGGACAAGCAAGGUGCACAAGCUUCAGAGCUCGAAUAUACAACGAAACAAAUUUAGACGCUUCUUUCGCGCAAACUCGACGGGGUAACUGCCCGAGAGCCGCCGGCGCCGGAGACAACAACUUGGCCCCGUUGGAUGUCCAGACGCCGGCGAACUUCGACAACAACUACUUCAAGAACCUCAUCAGCCGCCGCGGCUUACUCCACUCCGACCAGCAGCUGUUCAGCGGCAGCGGCGGACGCACCGACUCAAUUGUCCGAUCGUACAGCAGUGAUUCCGCCACCUUCCGAUCAGAUUUCGCCGCAGCUAUGAUCAAGAUGGGUGAUAUUAAACCCGUCACCGGAUCUAAUGGUGAAAUAAGGAAAAAUUGCAGGAUCCUCAAUUAAGAGACAACUAAUUGAUGUUCUGCUUCCUCAGUUUUUUCGAAACCUUUUUAUUUUUAUUUUAUUAUUAUAUGUUUUGUUUGAGAGUGUUGUGGUUUGUUUGGUCUGUCAGCGUCUGUUUGGAUUUGUUUGCCUCUGUUUUUCGACUUUUGUUUUUCCUAAACAAACAUGGUCUUCAAUUUAAUGCAAUUUAAUUUCCAUACUC
Molecule: messenger RNA, 1181 nt
Organism: Erythranthe guttata (spotted monkey flower)
Lineage: Eukaryota; Viridiplantae; Streptophyta; Magnoliopsida; Lamiales; Phrymaceae
Gene: PRX52
Product: Peroxidase superfamily protein
Biological process (GO): hydrogen peroxide catabolic process; response to oxidative stress
Molecular function (GO): heme binding; peroxidase activity
Source: RefSeq, a predicted model, not a curated record